AUGGUGCGUGCUGAUCCGGAUAUGUGAGCACACUUGGGGUUGCAUCUAAGAAAGGGUUUGCGAGGGCCGCUCCAGUCGAGAACACCUUGGCGAGUGAUCCGAGGUUCGUGGGCACGGCCUGCCAGCCUCCGUCGGGGCCGUUACCGUCAUCUCCUCCCCCGGCUCCCGCUCCCCGUUGUUUCAUUUGUUUUCCGGACGGAGAAGGAGGCACAGUCUCCAUUCACACCAAGUUUUCGGGCGAAGAAGAGAACACAGUCUCCAGUGUUGUUGCGCCCGCUCAUAGCGAGGGUGAAUGCUUUCUUCCUGCUGCAGACAUCGCUGGGCUUCUCCAUCGGCGGCGCAAGCUUCUACUUCUACACGGACACGCCCGACAAGUACAAGGACGGCCCCCAUUUCUCCAUGGAGUUCUACACCUCCGUGCUCGGCACCGUGGGCGCCUUCUGCUCACUGGUCGGCAUUUACUCCUACCAGCGUUACAUGCGGGACUGGACGUACCGAAACCUGCUUUUGAUGACUAAUCUCGUGCUUUCGGCCCUGAGUGUUCUGGACGUUAUCAUGCUCAGCAGGCUGAAUCUCAAGAUGGGCAUCCCCGACCACGCUUUCGUACUCGGCUCCAGCGUAUUUCAGACCGUCAUCGGGCAGUGGAUGUGGAUGCCGGGCGUCGUGAUCCUGUCGCAGCUCUGCCCGAAGGGCAUGGAGGCGACCAUGUACGCUUUGUUGGCGGGAUGCCACAACCUCGGCAACACUAUAGCCUCCAACUGCGGUGCCUUGGUUCUGCAGUAUCUCGGCUGCGACCCGAGUGGCGUUCAGAACGAGGGCGACAAGUUCCAGAACCUCUGGAUCGCAUCUGCGCUAUCGACGGUGUUGCCGAUGAUCACGCUGGUUGCACUGCCAUACUGCAUUCCAGAUGCCAAGCAGACCGACAAGCUCUUGGACGAGGACGACAGAGGCGCCACCACAGGGUCGUUGUGGCGUCGCUUGACCGAGGGCGAGGGCGCCAAGGGCUGAGGAGAGGCGUGCCGCGGCGCUACUCUGCGCAGGCAUCUCCGUCCUGCUGGGCGGUCAUGCGUCAUCGUGGGCGACCCUGAAGUCACCCUGGCCGGUCGUGGUUUAACUUAUAUGCUGGGCGACCCUCAUAGUGGGCGUCCCUAAUACGCGCCAAGUUCGCCGUAAGCCACGUCAUUGUGGGCGACCCUAAAGUCACCCUGGCUGGUCAUGGUUUAACUUAUGCUGGGCGACCCUAGUAGUGGGCGUCCCUAAUACGCGCCAAGCUCGCCGUAAACCACCCCCGCCUUUCCUCUCUCCUCCCCCCCCUUUCUCUCUCUCUACUCCGCCCCUCCCCUCGCCUGCCUCGCUUCUGCCUCCCCAGCAGGCCUGUCGGCAUCGAGGCGCCUGCCUGGAGCCCCCGCCCUCCCCCCGCCGGCGCCGCGUGCCCGCGCUUUUGCCGCGGAGCUCGCGCCUCGGCGGUCCAUGCGUCCCCGGUUGCCGAUGCUCGCCGAGCGCUCAACCAUGCCGAGGGUCACGGGGGCGGGGCGGCCCCGCCGCCGUGCGAGAGCCGGACCGCCAGCGCGCGUCGCGGAA
Prorocentrum cordatum is the source of this 1581-nucleotide messenger RNA. The record is from the annotation of a GenBank genome assembly. NCBI's taxonomy places the organism in Eukaryota, Dinophyceae, Prorocentrales, Prorocentraceae.